Molecule: messenger RNA, 1067 nt
Organism: Dioscorea cayenensis subsp. rotundata (Guinea yam)
Lineage: Eukaryota; Viridiplantae; Streptophyta; Magnoliopsida; Dioscoreales; Dioscoreaceae
Product: U1 small nuclear ribonucleoprotein C-2-like
Exons: 6
Coding region: 154-786 (210 amino acids)
Biological process (GO): mRNA 5'-splice site recognition; spliceosomal snRNP assembly; mRNA splicing, via spliceosome
Cellular component (GO): U1 snRNP; nucleus
Molecular function (GO): pre-mRNA 5'-splice site binding; zinc ion binding
Source: RefSeq, a predicted model, not a curated record
CACCGUCAUAAAUCUCGAAUCCUUGAAUUCCUUUCGAAGUUUGCUAGGGUUCUUCGACAAGAUAUCAAACCCUAGAAGCAUCCCCCUCGAAUCUUCAAGGUUUUGAUUGGGUUUUCUGUUGAUCAGCGGUUUAGGGUUCGAGUUGUUGCCACAAUGCCUCGGUACUACUGUGAUUACUGCGACACCUAUUUGACUCACGAUUCACCUUCUGUCAGAAAAACAGCACAAUGCCGCUACAAGCACAAGGCAAAUGUGCGUACCUACUACCAACAAUUUGAAGAACAACAGACACAAAGUUUGAUUGAUCAAAGAAUCAAGGAGCAUCUUGGGAAUGCUGGAGCCUUUCCACAUCAAGUUGGUGCGACAUUUAAUCAACAUCUGAUGUCUCUUCAGUCUAAUCCCCAGAGACCUCGCCUUCCAGUUAUGCCUCCACCCCUUUUGCAUCCUGGCGGCCAGCCACCUCUAAAUCAAGGAUUGCUGCCAGGAGUCAGGCCCCCAGUUCUGCCGCGGCCACUUAUUCCAGGCUAUGGAGCUCCUCCAACUAUUCCUCUCCCCAACAUGCCACCAGGUGCUCUUCCCAGGCCACCAACAUUGAGUCCUCCUGUCACUGGGGGAGUUCCUACUGCAACGUCAUCGAGUGUCAUUCCAGGAAGCUUUGAUGCCUUCAAUUCUGCCGCAGCAUCAGGGUUUCAGAGGCCACCAACUAGUGUACCCGGUGCUCCUGGAGCUGCAACGACAUCUCAGGAUGGAUAUACAUAUGGCCAGGCAUCAGAAACCAGCCAUUGAUUUGCACCAUGCUCAGCGUUAUUCAUUACUUCUCAAUAGGUACUUCAGUAAGCAAGUGUGAUUCGACGCUGACUAAUGGUAAUUACUACAUUGAUGGUGGGCGAAUAGUUUUUUUUAACCAUAUGUAUCAGUGAAAUGAAUCCAAUGUCAUCAGUUGAAAGAGUUGGUUGGUUCCAAGUGCUCACUGUUGUGUGGCAAAACUUUUGAAAUCAAAAAGUGGGCUGGUUGCAUACAUUCCUUUUUUCUUGUAUCGACGACAGUUACAAAUUGUUGUUUCUGCA